AUGGCUCGUAUAAUCGGAUCGAAAAGGGCCGCGGCAAAGUAUGACAGACUACAAGAAGCUGAAGUUGCUCACUUUCUCUUGCAUGUCUUGGACGACCCAGAGAGGUCCAUGGACCAUAUCAGGACGGAAGCAGGCCCAGUCAUUCUGAAAAUCGCUUACGGAUAUACAGCCGAGCCGUUCAAGGAGGAUAUCCUCAUCGACAUGGCAGGACAAGCCAUGGAUAAUGUAACAGCAGCCAGUGUUCCCGGCGCGUUCCUAGUUGAUACACUGCCCCUAUUGCCCUACGUACCAGACUGGGUUCCUGGCGCGAACUUCAAGAGACUUGCCAAGAAAUGGUCUUCAGAGCUGGACGAUCUCACUGAAAUGCCUUAUGCUUUUGCCAAGCAUCAGCACGCCUUGGGUAAACAAGAUAACUCGUUUGCCUCACGGCUUCUUGAAAUUGAAGAUUCGACUGAGGAAGCGAGGUUUACGACUAAGUGGUCUGCCUUGUCUCUGUACGCUGCUGGGGCUGAUACGACUGUCUCUUCCAUUUCACUUUUCUUUCUGGCAUUGAUAUUGUACCCUGAUGUCCAGAAGAAGGCCCAGGAGGAGAUUGACGGCGUAAUCGGCAACGAGAGACUACCUAAUUGUUCAGAUUGGACAAUUCUUCCUUAUGCCAAUGCGGUAGUUAAGGAGAUUCUUCGAUGGAAUCCAGUAGUCCCUAUGGGGCUGCCUCAUACAAGCACUGAAGAUGAUGUGUUUGAAGGAUACUUUAUUCCCAAGGAUGCCCUGAUUAUGCCCAAUAUCUGGUACUUUGCGCACGACCCUGAGGUCCACCAAGAUCCGAUGCGCUUUGAGCCAGAACGGUUCUUGUCUACCGACGGCAAUCAACCUGAACAAGAUCCGCAUACGUACACAUUCGGCUUUGGGCGCCGCGUAUACCCCGGGCGUGUCUUAGCCGACAAUGCAUUAUUCCUCAACAUCGCCCAGUCACUCGCGGUAUUGCAUAUCAGAAAAGACGAGAAUGGUGCCCAACCCAAACUCCUAUUUACUCCCGGGAUGAUUAGCCACCCCGAGCCGUUCAAAGCCGCUAUUACGCCAAGAUUGCCACAGCACGAGCAAUUGAUCCGGUCAUUGGAGCAGGAGUUUUCCUGGGAACAGAGCGACAAUCAUAUCAUAGAGAAGAUGCAGCGCCAAGCAUCGUGA
This is a messenger RNA of Fusarium verticillioides 7600, 1185 nucleotides long. RefSeq lists its product as hypothetical. The record is from RefSeq and is a predicted model, not a curated record. NCBI's taxonomy places the organism in Eukaryota, Fungi, Ascomycota, Sordariomycetes, Hypocreales, Nectriaceae. The transcript is spliced from 5 exons. Bases 1 to 1185 code for a protein of 394 amino acids. Gene Ontology annotation, molecular function: iron ion binding; oxidoreductase activity, acting on paired donors, with incorporation or reduction of molecular oxygen; monooxygenase activity.